CAGGUAAGAUCGGGUACCUGUCAGAUUCAGGUCAGCAGUCAUCUGUGCUGUCCGCAGUCUCUGGUCAUCCCUGUGCUGUCCGCAGUCUCUGGUCAUCCCUGUGCUGUCCGCAGUCUCUGGUCAUCCCUGUACUGUCCGCAGUCUCUGGUCAUCCCUGUACUGUCCGCAGUCUCUGGUCAUCUCCUGUACUGUGUCCGCAGUCUCUGGUCAUCUCCUGUACUGUGUCUGCAGUCUCUGAUCAUCUCCUGUACUGUGUCCGCAGUCUCUGGUCAUCCCUGUACUGUGUCCGCAGUCUCUGGUCAUCCCCUGUACUGUGUCCGCAGUAUCUGG
Staurois parvus is the source of this 330-nucleotide messenger RNA. NCBI's taxonomy places the organism in Eukaryota, Metazoa, Chordata, Amphibia, Anura, Ranidae. The record is from the annotation of a GenBank genome assembly.